Aspergillus niger is the source of this 579-nucleotide messenger RNA. RefSeq lists its product as hypothetical. The record is from RefSeq and is a predicted model, not a curated record. The transcript is spliced from 3 exons. The coding region runs from base 1 to 579 and encodes 192 amino acids. NCBI's taxonomy places the organism in Eukaryota, Fungi, Ascomycota, Eurotiomycetes, Eurotiales, Aspergillaceae.
AUGCGGGUAAUCGAAAGCCACCUGCCAGACUGCCUAGCACAGGGUUCGGGUGGUUUAUCCGACGUGAGGAUGAGUCGUGAAGACUGCAGUGUCUUUACAUGCUUAGCCGGGUUCCUGAAUGUAAAGAAGAUCCUUGCGAGGAAUCAAUACUGCAGCCUCGAUUUGACUAGAUGGUAUGAAGCCCCACCAGACGUUAAGCGAAGAAUCAUUUCUGUACCAGGAACGGGAGCAAGUGAUGCUCCGAUGGUCUUCUCGUGGCACGACGAAUUAGAAGGACGGAUGUUUUCAAUCAUUGCCGUUUCGAGAUGUGAAGAAGCUAUACGCAGCCACUUCUGUUUUGGACUGCGCUUCGCCUCGAAGAUACAAUGCAGGCUCAUGUCUGCUUCGGAAGGACAUCUUUGGGUGUUUUCGGCAGCCCGUGCUUCUAUCAUUUGCAUGACUCCACCCGUUGCAGGGAAAAAUUCGGACACCACAGAGCCCGGACGAGAUCACAACCCGACAAACCCUGCCAUUUUCCACGUAACAACUUCUCCCGUGGCCUACCUCGUCGAAGCAUUACGAAUCACUAUACAGAUAUAG